Tetrahymena thermophila SB210 is the source of this 4883-nucleotide messenger RNA. RefSeq lists its product as hypothetical. Lineage: Eukaryota; Ciliophora; Oligohymenophorea; Hymenostomatida; Tetrahymenidae. The record is from RefSeq and is a predicted model, not a curated record. The transcript is spliced from 8 exons.
AGAAAUCAUAAAUAAAAAAAAAUAUUAAAUUUGCAAAGUAAUAUCUAUUUAACUAUUCGUUUCCCACAAAUUUAAUCUAUUCACAUCAUAAAUCUAAUUACUCUGUAAUAUUUAUUGAUUAUUCUCAAAAAGGACAAGCUGUUUUGAUGAGUAGGGAUAAGACACUAACAUUAUAAAAUAAACAAGCAAGAUUUUAAAAGGAUUAUGUUCUGGAAAACUAUAUGGAUGGAUCUCUAUCUGAAGAAAACGACGAAGAAGAUUAAGAGGAGGAUUAGUUUAUUAAAGGGAUGAAAAUAUAAGAGAAGCUUAUAUUUGAUAAUAAAGUGCAGAAUAGCUAGAAAGUGCAGUUUGAAAGUGACUAAAAUGAUAGUGAUGAAGAUUCAAAUUAAAUAGUAGAUUUAAAAAAUGAUCUAAAGAAAAAGAUGAUUGAAAAAAAUAUGUUAUCAUAUGAUUAAAAGGAUAACUUAGAACAAAGGAAAGAUGUUGACAACUUAUUAAAAAUUGGUAAGAAAUAAGCAGCAAAAGAUUCAGUUGUUCAUAAAAACCAGUAAAAAUUUAACAAUCAAGUAGAUGAAUAGCUAAAAAAGCAAAACUUAGUUCUGAAAAAAGGACCUAUAAAAUCUGGAUUUGAUGUAAUAGCAAGCACCAAUUAAGUUUUAAAAAAGUAAUAUGAGGAAUCUGUAAGAUUAGAAGAAUAUGAUUAACAAUUUUCUUAAAAAGAGCAAAAAUUUAUAGAGAUGAUAGAUAGUUUGAAGUUUUAAAACAAGAAGAAAGAGUUAUAAAUUGUUUAAUUAAAAGAAAGUUUGAUGCAGUAAUAAAAAAAGCUGAAUGGUGAUAAUUAUGGAUAAAGCUAGAUAUUUAACGUCUCCGUACAUGCAAAUAAUAGCAAUAUUUUAUUUAACAGCUCUUAUUAUAGUAAUAAAUUUGUGACUACUUUAAAUUAGCAUAGCAUUUUAGGUUGUAGAGCAACAAGCAAUUUUAUCCUUAAAGACAACGAAGAAAACUAAAAACUUAUUUAAUCCAGAAUUGAAGAUCUUAAAGAGCAGUUGGAAGAUCAAUAAAAAAAAUAAUUUCAUGAAGAAACAUAAAAUGAAACUUUAGAGUUUAAAAUAAAGGAAAUGUAAGCGACGAAAGUUGUUUUGUAAAGAGAAAUACAAAAUAAUUAACUGCUACUUAAGAAUUAUGAUACAUAACUAAAUGAUUUAAGUGAAAAGCUAGAACAAUAUGAAAAAUAAGAAAGUAGCAUGAAAAAUUAAUGCAGUGUAAUGAAUAAAUUUAUAGCUGCAGACGAAGAACAAAAAAAAGAAUUUUUAAAUAAAAGAAAGGGAAAUUAUGAAUGCUAUAAAAUGGAUAUUAAAGAUGCUUUACAGGAACACAAUUAAAUUCAGUAACAAAUAGAAAAGGCUACAAUAUAAAUUGAAAAAAUGAAGCUAGAAAUUGAAGAAUUAGAUUACCAUGCUAAAGUUAAGCGCUAACAAACUUAGUAAUCUUCAGAAAUUUUGAGCAUUUUAGAAAAUUUUGAUCUGCUUUGUGAUGUUUUUAUAUAUAACGAUCCAUCAAUAUCAAAUAUUAUGGAGAUAGAAAAUGCAUAUGAAUUAACAAACAAAAAAAAAGUUGUUGGUUUUCAUUAGCCUCAAGUGGCGAAUAAUAACGAUGCUGUUUCCUAAAAAUAAAAUAAAAAAAGAAAAGCUUAAAAUAGCAAUCAUAAUAAUGCAGAUCAAGUUGCAAAUAGUAAUAGUACUAAUAAUGUUAGUAACAAUAAUCCACCUUCUCUUCCUAACAAAGAUAAUUCUUAAAUACCUCAGGUUAUUUAAUCAUAAACUCCAAACACACAGCAACUAUCAGCUCUCCCACCGGGUGUUAUUUAAAGAAUCUAAUCAAAUUUUAACUCAAAAGAUAAUUCCCCAUCUAGUAGAAGUAAAACAAAGACUAACGAAGAAAAUCCUAACGAUUAAUUAAAAUCAAAGUAAUCAAAUGCUAAUGGAUCAUCUUUGAAUAAAUCCUUCACUACUCUCUCAAAAGAAGUAGAAACAAACCAAGACUUAUAAAAAUCCAAAGAAGGAUCUCAAGUGUGUAUUGAGGAACCAAAAGUUGAUUAAGAUCCUGAAGAAUUAGAUUAGGCAGAGAUAAUAGAGUAAAACAUACCCAAAUACAAAUAAGGAGACAUAAUCUUGAGAUUAACUUAAUUCUAUGCCUUCCAUAGAAAUGAUGUGGAAAAAGCAGUAAACUAAGUAAUUCAGACUUUUAAAAGUUAUAACAAUGACCAUGAUACUUUAAAGACCAGGAUUGUAGAUUUGUCUAUAUAAAAAAAGAAUUAUACUUUUUUAUAUAAAAAAUAUGAAAACGAGCUACUAGAAUUCAAACUUAUUUAUGGUGAUAUCAAAUAAUAAGAAGAAGAAGAGGAAUUGUAAAAAAGAAUUAAUAGAAGAUUAAAUAUUUAUAAUGAUAAUGGCGAUUAAGAUGCAGAAUCAAAAAAUUUGCUUUUUACAAAUAAUAAAAAGAAUAAUUUUAAUGAGUAAAGCAAUGAAUAGAUUUAAGCUUUUGAUGCUUAAAUUUUUGAAGGUUAACUAUUUUUAUUUUUAAAUGAAAGUCUUUUCAGAAUUUCAAAAACUAUUAAUUCUGUUAAAUACAUAAUUUGCUAUAGUGAGCUAUUUAAGGAAGAUAUGGAUGUGUAGAAUUAUUAUUUCAAAAAUGAUCUCUUUUAAGAAAUAUAGGAUAUUUUAAAGUUUUCCCUUAAUACUAAGAUGAUUUACUAAGAAGAAGAUGUACCCUUUAUUUAAAAUAAGUCAUUAGAUGAUGUAGAAAAGACUGCCAAUGGUUCUAAUAGAUAAAGCAUAACUGGAGAUGCACUGAGAAACUAAAUACUGGUAAAAGAAUAAAUGAAUGAAAAAUUAACUCACAAUCAAAUAGCCUUAGCUCGCUCAAUAACAUAAAAAUAUUAAAAAUCAACCAUAAAUAAACUAGCUGAUAUAAAGAAUAUAUUUUUAGAGAAGUUUUCUCCUCAUCUUAAAAAGCACGAUAAACUUGACACCCUUUUAGAGCUGAUUAGGAAUGAUAUUGUUAUUAUGUAUUUUUGUUCUAUAGAGAUAUUUCUCAAAUUUACAGGUGACAUAAAAGAGAAGUUUAUGAGGGAGUAUGAUGUAGAACAAAUUAAAGAUGAUAAAUAAAUUGAGAAUUUGUAUUCAUACGCUUUGUAUCACUUAAAUGAAUUAAGAGAUUUAGGUGAGUAGAAUUUUAGAGCUUAUUUGAGAAGAUUAAUUAACUACUUAGAAUACUUAUUACUACAUAUCUAUCUUUAAUCUGAUAAAGUUUGGUAUGAUAUCAAAGCAUACGAUCCUAAUUUUUUCCUUCAAGAUUCAAAGAAAGCUUAGUAGCAAUAAAAGAAAAAAACUAAAAGAACUUGGAGAGAAAAGUUAGUUUCUAACAAAAUAAAGGCUUAUGAAGAUUACCUGGGCUUAGAAUUAGAGAAAAAUGAAAAUUUAAAUGCUUCAAUGGGAGUUCUUUUGAAAGAGUAAAUUACUCAUUUUUUAAAUAGUGAUGGGUAAAAGAGCGAUUAAGUAAGCGACUCAGAAGAGAAGUAGUUUUUUGAGGAAAAAAGAGACAACUUAAAAUUUCCAAAAGUUGCUGUUAAGCUUGAAUAGAAGAGAAAACCUUAUGAACUAUUAAAAGAGGAAAGAGAUGAUGAAAAUAGCACAGACAAUACAAAUGCAACCUCUAAGUUUGUAGAAAACAUUUUUAACUAAAAUGAAACUCAUAAACAAGAAAAACAAAUAGUAAGAAUUGAUAAAGAAAAAAUGAAAGAUGAACUAUAGAGAUGCAUUGGGAUAAAGAAAAACUUUUAAAGAAUGAUUUAAGAAGCAGAUUUAUCUGCACUAUCAAAAACUUAAGGAACUAACCAUAAUUCUAGUUAUAUUAAUUCCUCUUCUCUUAAAUUAACUUCAGCAUCUCUAGUAAAAACUGAAGAGAAUCAAUCAGUGCAUAAUUAAAAUUAUCCUUUCUCUAAAGUAUUUUAUACUUAUAAGGCAAAAUAGUUUAAGCAACCUUUAUUGCAUUAAAGAAAUAGCUAAGUUAAUUAAAGUUUACAAAAUAAUAAAAAAGAAGAACCCAGUUAAUAAAACAAUGUUCAAAAAAGGUCAAAGAGAUCAGUAAGCUAUUAACAAAGUAAUUAAAAUAAUAAUAAUAAUUCUAGUCAAGAUAAUUUAAAUUAAAUGCCAUCUACAGAAAGAAAAAUAAAAACUUCUUAAGAAACAAAAAAGUAUGAACAUAAAAAAUAAUAAUCUUUACCUAUAAUAAAAAAUUAAAAUAUUCAGCUUUCAGCUUCCUAAAGAAAUAUAUCCAAGUAUUUAUUACCUCACUAAAGACACAUUACUAACCCUUCAGCUUAGAGUAUAAGAUAUGAUCCUAACUCUUCUCGUAUAACUGAUAACAAAAGCGAAGCAGGUUUUACUAAAAAAAAUUCUUUAGCUGGUAUACCGUUGUCAGAAUUUAAUGGUCUUUCCUCAUAAGGUACUCUUUUACAUAAAGGAGAUAGCUAGCAAUCUUUUAGCAAGAAGAGUCUAAAUAAAUAAUAAAUAGGAGGCUAUUAAUUAGAAGAUUUACUUGGAAAGUAGAUAAUAAAUGCAGGGAGUGAGCAUGAUAUCAUCCACUCUGGGAUUUUAAGUGAUGAUUUUAAUAAAAAUAAAAGCAUAUUUCCUAACAUUCCUUCAAACAGCAACUACAAUUAUCAUUAAUUUGCAAACAAAGAUAGUAGUGUUUUAAUUUGAAAUAUUCUUUAUUACUAUUUAUUAUAAACCUGUAAAUACUAUACUAUACUGACUUUAUUGAUAAAUUAUAUUUAAUAUGAUAAUUUCGUAAAUAAAUUCUACAUAAAAUUAACUCUUAGA